Molecule: messenger RNA, 1188 nt
Organism: Amaranthus tricolor (Joseph's coat)
Lineage: Eukaryota; Viridiplantae; Streptophyta; Magnoliopsida; Caryophyllales; Amaranthaceae
Product: fructokinase-2
Exons: 5
Coding region: 70-1032 (320 amino acids)
Biological process (GO): fructose metabolic process
Cellular component (GO): cytosol
Molecular function (GO): fructokinase activity
Source: RefSeq, a predicted model, not a curated record
UUUUCAUAACCUCAAUUAAUCUUUAAUUUAAUAAUUCCUUUCUUGUUGAUUAUCAUUUUAUUAAUAAAAAUGGCGUCAAUAGUUUCUUUUGGAGAGAUGUUAAUUGAUUUGGUACCGGAUGAAGCCGGUGUUUCGUUGGCCGAGUCUGCUGGUUUUAUAAAAGCUCCCGGUGGUGCACCCGCCAAUGUUGCCUGUGCCAUUGCCAAACUUGGUGGUACAUCCGCCUUCAUUGGAAAGGUUGGAGACGAUGAAUUUGGGAAGAUGCUAGUAGAUAUACUAGAAAAAAAUGGUGUAAUAACAAAAGGAGUAUGUUUUGACAAGGAAGCGCGAACAGCUUUAGCAUUUGUAACAUUAAAGAAGAAUGGUGAAAGAGAAUUUAUGUUUUAUAGGAAUCCAAGUGCUGAUAUGCUGCUCAAAGCUUCAGAACUAAAUCUUGACAUGAUUAAACAAGCAAAAGUGUUUCAUUAUGGUUCUAUUAGUUUGAUCACUGAACCUUGUCGAUCAGCUCACUUGGCAGCCAUAAAGGCGGCCAAGCAAGCUAGGGUUCUACUCUCAUAUGACCCCAAUCUUAGGAUUUCUCUCUGGCCAUCCGCUGAGGAGGCCAGAGAGGGAAUUCUAAGUAUUUGGAAUCAGGCGGAUAUCAUCAAGGUGAGUGAUGAAGAGGUUGAAUUUUUAACACAAGGAGAUAAGAACAAGGAAGAAGAGGUCAACACUUUAUGGUUUGAUGGUCUUAAACUUCUGCUCGUCACUGAUGGUGAAAAAGGUUGCAGAUAUUUCACUAAGGAUUUUAAAGGGUCUGUAAAAGGCUUUGCUGUGAAGACUAUUGAUACAACAGGUGCUGGUGAUUCAUUUGUGGGCUCCUUCCUCUAUUCCCUUGCCAAAGAUACUUCAAUUUUGCAGGAUGAAAGCAAGUUAAAGGAGGCUUUAACACUGUCGAAUGCUUGUGGAGCCCUAGCAACUACUCAAAAGGGUGCCAUUCCUGCUCUCCCAACUCUUUCUCAAGCUCAAGAUCUCAUCAAACAAGGAAACUAAAUGCUUUUUUGAUGAGUAUCGCUUAUAGAUGUAAUAAUAGAAUAAAAAUAACAAUUUAGAGAGGAACAAGAUUUUUGUUUUUUCGUUUUUGUAAUAUUCUUAACAUAAAUUCUUGUAUAAGACGGUCUCUUCGUAAGACACACUCUAUGUAUGAGU